Molecule: messenger RNA, 1248 nt
Organism: Microthlaspi erraticum
Lineage: Eukaryota; Viridiplantae; Streptophyta; Magnoliopsida; Brassicales; Brassicaceae
Source: the annotation of a GenBank genome assembly
AUGAGAGCUAGUGCGAGUACAAAGAUGUCAUGGACGAAAGGUAAAUCAUCUGGUUGGACUGCGUUUGAUCUCAAACAGAGACAGAAACAAGGUCUCAAAAUCAAGCUCGAUGACGAUCCAUUCCCGCCUGUUUCAAGUAAUGGCAAUACAACAUCACUAGAUGUAAGAGGGAAGCAGAGAAGAAAUCAUGAACAUUCUUCUGAAAAGUCUUUCUCUUCUGUGCUCAUACCUCCUUCAAAACUUCCGGCAUUGACAGAGGAUAAAGCUUAUAGAAAAAACCAAGUUAACGGUGGAGGUUGCAGAAGGAAACCGAGCACUUUGAUUCCUCCUGUGAACAGUCAUGAUUCAGCCUUCGUGAAGCUGAAGGAAAUGUUCAGCUGGGCAGAUGAUAGCUUGAUAAGGGAUAUAUUGUUGUCCACAGAAGAUAAUCUUGAAAUGGCCUUAGAGUUCUUAAAAGGAAUGGUUUCUGCUGGUGAUUCAGUACCAGACGAAGGUAACAACAAUAAGGAAGCUGAGAAGUAUGAUCAGCAAGAGAGUGGUGGAAGUUCGUUUCAUGUGAAUGCGUAUGAGAGUGAAAGGCUCUCUGAUGAUAUAUCUGAACUAGAUAGCAUCAUUCAGCGGCUUCACUCCAUUCCUAUAGAGCCUGAAUGGGAAGAAGAUGAUCUCUACUCGAUUCAUCGAAAGGACGCUCUCAAAAUGAUGAGGUCAGCCUCAAACCAUUCAAGAGCUGCUCAAAAUGCUUUUCUGAGAUAUGACCAUGCUUCUGCCAAGCAGCAUUCGGAGAAAGGAAGAGAGGAUUGGUCAGCAGCUGAGAAGCUUAAUGCUGAGGCAGCCAAGAAGAUCUUAGGCAUAACGAAUAGAAAUAACGACGUAUGGAAGUUGGACCUGCAUGGUCUCCACGCAGCGGAAGCUGUACAAGUGUUGCAAGAACGUUUGCAAAAGAUCGAAGGUCAAUUCACGGUGAACCGUUCAGUAUCACCAAAUAGAGGUAGGCUGAAGAAUGUAGCUCUGAGGUCUGCAUCACAAGAGCCUUGUGGUAGGUUAGAUGUGGAAGGCCUGGACCGUCAAAGAACUUCGUCUAGAGAACUACGAAACUUGUUGCAGGUUGUAACAGGUAUUGGUAAACACAGUCGUGGACAUGCUUCACUUCCUGUAGCUGUGAGGACAUUCUUUGAAGACAACAGGUACAGGAUUGAUGAGACAAGACCAGGAGUUAUUACAGUGCGGCCUAAAUUUCGACACAGCUGA